UUACCCAAAAACUUAUUAUGACUCUGAAGAACCCUUAACGGGUGAGAUUAUCCAAAAUUUCUAAAUCGCCCAAAACCCUAAACUCGUUCUUCUCCAUUUCGCCGUUUCCUUCUCCAUUUCUUCUGCAACCCUAGAAUCAAUGGCGCUACUCUCUCGAAUCCGCUCAUCGGCCUCUCUCCUCCGCCACCUCAACCCCUCCCCUCAAAUCCGCUCUCUCUCCUCCGCGUCAUCGAUCCUCUCACCCGAUUCCAAAACCCCACUCACCAGCAAACAAAAGAGCAAAACCGCUCUCACUCUUCUCAAAACCGAGAGAGAUCCAGACCGCAUCCUCGAGAUCUGCCGCGCCGCUUCCCUCACUCCCGAUUGCCACAUUGAUCGACUCGCGUUCUCCGCCGCCGUCCAAAACCUAACGGAGAACAAACACUUCUCCGCCGUGACGAAUCUCCUCGACGGAUUGCUCGAGAAUCGCCCCGAUCUCAAAACGGAGCGUUUCGCUGCUCACGCGAUCGUUCUCUACGCUCAGGCGAACAUGCUUGACCACUCUCUACGCGUCUUCAGCGAUCUCGAGAAGCUCGAGAUCCAACGCACGGUGAAAUCUCUAAACGCUCUUCUCUUUGCUUGCUUGGUAGCUAAAGAUUACAAGGAAGCCAAACGUGUUUACAUUGAGAUCCCUAAGAUGUACAAAAUCGAACCCGAUCUCGAAACUUACGACCGUAUGAUCAAAGUGUUCUGUGAGUCCGGUUCCGCGAGCUCCUCUUACUCCAUCGUUGCGGAGAUGGAGAGGAAAGGGGUGAAGCCCACGAGUUCCACCUUUGGUUUAAUGAUUGCUGGCUUCUACAGAGAGGAUAAGAAGGAAGAUGUAGGGAAAGUGUUGGCUAUGAUGAAAGAGCGCGGCGUUAGCAUCGGUGUUUCGACUCAUAACAUUCGGAUCCAGAGUUUGUGUAAGAGGAAGAGAUCUGGAGAAGCAAAGGCUUUGCUUGAUGGGAUGUUGUCUUCAGGGAUGAAGCCCAAUGCUGUCACGUAUGGUCAUUUGAUUCAUGGGUUUUGUAAUGAAGGUGAGUUUGACGAGGCGAAGAAGCUGUUUAAGGCUAUGGUGAACAGAGGAUGUAAACCUGAUAGUGAGUGUUACUUCACUUUGGUGUAUUACUUGUGUAAAGGCGGAGAUUUCGAGGCGGCUUUGAGUCUUUGUAAGGAGAGUAUGGAGAAGAAUUGGGUUCCGAGUUUCAGUAUCAUGAAGUCGCUUGUUAACGGACUAGCGAAGGAUUCGAAAGUCGAAGAAGCAAAAGAGCUCAUUGCGCAAGUUAAAGAGAAGUUCACUAGAAACGUCGAGUUGUGGAAUGAAGUUGAAGCAGCAUUGCCUCAGUGAAUGAAAGAUAGGUAAGGCCUUCACCGAUUCCCAGAUCGGUACUUUCAAAUUUACAUUCUAUUUCUCUUUUUACAGGUGUCUGAAUAUCUUUACUUGUCAGCAUGAAAUAAGAGAUAAGUGUUAUCUUUUGAGCAUUGAUCUUGGCAGAUAUAGACAACUCUGUAUUUUUCUGGCUCAUGCUUGUUUCUUCAGACAGAAUCAUGAAAUUGGUCAUAGGUUUCUCU
Molecule: messenger RNA, 1590 nt
Organism: Brassica oleracea var. oleracea
Lineage: Eukaryota; Viridiplantae; Streptophyta; Magnoliopsida; Brassicales; Brassicaceae
Product: pentatricopeptide repeat-containing protein At1g61870, mitochondrial
Exons: 1
Coding region: 140-1366 (408 amino acids)
Molecular function (GO): protein binding
Source: RefSeq, a predicted model, not a curated record